This is a messenger RNA of Anguilla rostrata (American eel), 3793 nucleotides long. RefSeq names its product lactadherin-like. Gene Ontology annotation, molecular function: signaling receptor activity; calcium ion binding. Bases 109 to 1545 code for a protein of 478 amino acids. NCBI's taxonomy places the organism in Eukaryota, Metazoa, Chordata, Actinopteri, Anguilliformes, Anguillidae. Gene Ontology annotation, cellular component: plasma membrane. The record is from RefSeq and is a predicted model, not a curated record. The transcript is spliced from 10 exons.
GAUACCCACCCCUUCUCUUUCAAUCACAGCCGCUGACCAAGAACAGCAGUGUUCUCGGAGGAAAUUUGAAAGUAAUGUGAGUAGAGAAGUAUCGGGAGCCAAAACAAUAUGAAAACUCACAGCUUCACGUUGUCCUUGCCACUUACCGCUGCUUAUUUACUAUUUGGCGUUAUCUUCACAGUGAGCGGAGAUACCUGUGAGGUGAACCGCUGCCACAAUGGAGGGACGUGUGUGACCGGACCGGGGGAGAGCGCCUUCAUCUGCAUCUGCCCUGACGGUUUCGCCGGAGAUACAUGCAGCGCCAAGGAGAACGGUCCCUGCAGCCCCAACCCCUGCAAGAACGAUGGCAAGUGCGAGGUUGUCAGCGAAUCGCGGCGUGGGGACGUCUUCAGCGAAUACGUCUGCAAGUGUCCACCAGGCUUCGAUGGCGUUCAUUGCCAGAGAAACGUGAAUGACUGUGCUGGCCAACCUUGCAAAAACGGAGGGGAGUGCCGAGAUCUGGACGGCGAUUACUCCUGCAGGUGCCCCUCGCCCUAUGUUGGGAAGCAGUGCCAACUGCGGUGCAUCUCUUUGCUGGGGAUGGAAGGGGGUGGGAUUGCUGAGUCUCAGAUCUCCGCCUCCUCUGUGCACAAUGGAAUCCUGGGGCUGCAGCGCUGGGGCCCUGAGCUCGCCCGUCUCAACAACAACGGCAUCGUCAACGCCUGGACUUCUGCCACUUAUGACAAAAACCCCUGGAUCGAGAUCAACAUGCAGGGAAAGAUGAGAAUCACAGGCAUCAUUACGCAGGGAGCCAGUCGCUUAGGCACUCCCGAGUUCAUCAAGGCCUUCAAGGUGGCGUCCAGCCUCGACGGCAAGACCUAUACUGUCUACAAAGAAGAGGGACAGAGUAAGGACAAGGUGUUUGUCGGGAACGUGGAUAAUGACGGCACCAAGACCAACAUGUUCGACCCGCCCAUCGUGGCGCAGUACGUCCGCAUCGUCCCGGUGGUGUGCCGCAAGGCCUGCACGCUGCGCAUGGAGCUGGUCGGCUGCGAGCUCAACGUGUAUUUAAACACGGCAGGUUGCUCUGAGCCCCUGGGCAUGAAAUCCCGUCUGAUCUCAGACGGGCAGCUCUCGGCCUCCAGCGCCUUCCGCACCUGGGGCAUCGACGCCUUCACCUGGCACCCCCACUUUGCCCGCCUGGACAAGCAGGGCAAGACCAACGCCUGGACCGCGGCCAGCAACAACCGCUCCGAGUGGCUGCAGGUUGACUUGGAGUCCCCUAAGCGCCUCACUGGCAUCAUCACGCAGGGUGCCAAGGACUUUGGCACAGUGCAGUUUGUGUCUGCCUUCAAAGUAGCGUACAGUGAUGACGGCCAUUCCUGGAGCAUAUUCAAGGACGAGAAAACCAAGAGAGACAAGAUAUUCCAAGGCAACAUUGACAACAAUGCGCAUAAAAAGAACGCGUUUGACCCCCCAUUCUACGCGCGCUUCGUGCGCAUUCUCCCCUGGGACUGGCACGAGCGCAUCACUCUACGCAUGGAGCUCCUCGGCUGCGACGAUUAAAGCCCCUCCCCCUCAGCCUCUCACUUCGCCCCGCCCCUCUCUCUGAGCUCCACCUACCUGCCAUGCCUGCAUUGCCUUGUCUGUAGCUACAGGGGGAAGCAAUACCCUGCAAAACUCUUAAUACCUUGGUGUGGUUGUGUUGGCUGAACACCUUAGUUGAUUUGCCCUCUGAGGAUCGUCAUACUCAAUCUGUAAUUCAGUGGUAAAUAAUAAGCAUGCAGUGAAUAUUGUGACCGCAUAAAUCUCAUACUCUGUGGACUUGACCCCAUUCCUACACCUAGCUUUUUGCCUUUUUGUGUUAAAAAUCCAUUACUUCAUGCUUACCGACAUUGCAGAGCUCUACAAGAUAGAUGUGUUUUUUGAAAAUUUGUAUUUUGUCAUAUUAAUAUGAUGGUUUUACGAUGCGUAGUUUAUUGGUGUGGAUAGUCUUUCAAGCUUAUUUGAAUUAUGAAACUUAUUUCGAUCUGGUUUUUUUAUGAUUCUCAUGGAAUUUAAAAAGAUAAAGAUCUUGAAUUAUUCCACCAAAUGAAUCUACUCAGGUUUAGACAAAUUAAUUGGCUAUCUUCUGAUGUUUUUACUGUCCUGGGUUGGGUAGAGACCAGGCACUACUGCUAAUUCUUAACAUUGUGAAAAACUGCAUGUUUUUUCUUUUUUGAAGAUUAACUCUUGAAACUGUUGGUUUAUAGUAUGAUUAGCCUAUGUAAUAGUAUAGUUUUCUUGGAUGCUGUUGAAAGAAUUGCUUUAUUUCUUGAAGAAAAAUGCAAUGAAUAUAUUUUGUGAUUGAUUGUGGUCCUACAGGUUCUAUAUUUGUAAAAUGAUUUCAUAUCUCUCAGUGCUAAAACAUCUUAAAUUGAGUUAGUAUUUUCAGCAUAAUAGAUGAUGGAUAAAUCCAAAAUAUAAUUUACUUGGUAUUAUAUAAAUUUAUUUAUAGACAGUUUAAGAAUUUUUAUUCUUUCUUGAGUAAAAUGAUGUGGGUCCAUUUUGUGAUUGUUGUCACAAACACACUACUUUUAAAAGGAAUCUUAAAGGUUUGUGUUAACUGAGAACUGGCUUAAUCCACAGUGCAUUUACUCAGUAUUACAUGGACCAAUCCACCCCUAUUUAUCGAGGAGAACUGCACAUUUGCCAUUAAAAUGUAAUCUUUUAUUUCUUUGAUCUAAAAGCUGAGGUGUGAUUGAUACCAGAUCAAUCUUUCUUUGCAGCAGCAGGAUAAAAAUACCUAUGAGUGAUUAAUGAAAGCUAGAAAUGAUCUUGCACAGUGUGCAAGUGUUUUUUUUUUCCUACCAGAGAGUAGUACCUCUGAGGAAAAAAAACCUUUCAUACCCUGUCCCAAGCACAAAAGCUCAAGCUGUUCAGCUUGCUCAUCCCUACAUUCCCAGCCUUUGUUCUUCCGAGGAUCCACCAGUUCCAACUUGCUUGGCAUGCUGGGACGCUGGUGGGAUGUCACUUUGCCAGCACAGUGUUUGACCCCAGUGCUCCUCUGUUUCUGAGAAACUGUGAUUCCCUGGAAGUCACACUCCUCCAUCACUGUGCGUACCAAACUCACCUUUUACCCCACUGAAUUAGCAGAGGUUCAGUCCAUACAUUCUGAUUCCUCAUGACUGUAGCCAAAAUAAGUUGACUGCCAAAUGAAAAAUAUUUUCUGAAGUUGCAUGAAAUCGCAUACAAUGCUUUGUUCAGUAGUUUGCUUCAUAGUUAAAUAUGAAAAUGCCCUUGCAUACAUAAUCACAUUUGGGAAUGUGCAAUACAUUAGUGAGCAUUAAAAGUUUAUUUUGGGCAUAUGCUAGUGAAAUAAAAAGAACAGAUGGUAAAAUGUGGACUAUAUUUCACUGAAAUGCAAGUAACAGUCACCAGAAGCAUACCGAUUAUUCCAUGAGAGACAUUGUAACAUAUUUAUAAAUGUUGUGGAGACUGUCAUUGAAGACUUUAUUUUAGUGUUUUCCAAAGAGUGUAUGUACUGUGUAACCUUGUAAUAUUCCAGUUUUAACUUUGCAGUUCACAUUGCGCAAAAGUGUAACAUUAUUUUGACCAUUGUUAGCAAUGCAACAAUUGUGUUUCUUUCAUUUGGUUUUCCUAGUUUCAUUUGGUUAAUAAAACAUGUUCACCGGUGUAGAAUAAAAAAUACAACCCUUCUAAUAGAUAAUAAUGGCUGGGUUUUGUUUUGCAUUCUCAUGGUUGUGAAGAAAAUAAAUCCAUUAUGUUGUGUGUUUUAAAGUGAAUUGCUAAAUAAAAACACUGAGUAAGUUGA